This is a messenger RNA of Ruditapes philippinarum (Manila clam), 1262 nucleotides long. Its product is annotated as WD repeat-containing protein 76-like. The coding region runs from base 104 to 841 and encodes 245 amino acids. Gene Ontology annotation, cellular component: nucleus. Gene Ontology annotation, molecular function: protein binding; DNA binding. The transcript is spliced from 7 exons. Gene Ontology annotation, biological process: regulation of DNA damage checkpoint. Lineage: Eukaryota; Metazoa; Mollusca; Bivalvia; Venerida; Veneridae. The record is from RefSeq and is a predicted model, not a curated record.
UUAGCUUUGUGAUAGUGAAUCAAGAGCUGAAGGGGUAUGUUGUUACGCGCCUCAUUCCCGCCGAAUCACAUGUAUCGAUUUUCCUGUACACUCGCCAGAGAAGAUGUAUUCUUGUGGCUAUGAUGGAAGUCUGAGAUGUGGAGAUAUGCAAAAAGAAAUCUUCAUGGAUGUAUUCAAUGAACCAGAGGAUGAUGUUUUGUUGAGGAAUUUCGUUUUCACGUCUCCACACACUAUGUUGGUGUCUGAAAACACAGGGUGUGUAGCCUGUGUCGACACAAGAACAGCCAGCACCACAGCUGAACAGAUGUAUAAAUUAAGUCACAAAUCUUUUAGGACUGUCAGUUGUCAUCCAACACAGCCCUACUACUUUUGUACAGCGGGUGUUGCAGGGGGCUUUAGUGUUUGGGAUCAAAGGAACUUGAAACCGAAGAAGAGCAAAGCUUUAUGCGAGCUUGCUUUUGGAAAAAACAUUAACAGUGCAUAUUUCUCACCUGUGACUGGGAAACACAUUCUGGCGACAUCAAUCAACGAUAAAUUAAGAAUUUAUGACAGUUCAAAAAUUGGGCCAAAUAUUAAAGUGAAAAGAUGCAUUUGUCAUAACAAUCGAAAUGGACGUUUGACAUUCAGAGCUGCUUGGCACCCUGCCAGAGAAGAUUGUUUUAUUGUUGGCAGUAUGAACUGGCCUAGAGAGAUAUCACUGAUCAGUGUUGCUGGCAAAAAGCUGCAUGCCUUUAGAGAUGAAGAGUACGUAAACAGUGUAUGCUUCCUGCAUGCUCUACAUCCAACUCUUAACCUGGUUGCCGGCACCAAUAAUAGUGGCAGAGUGUUUGUGUUUAUGUGAUUAUAAAACAGGAGAUGGUGUACAAGGCACGUUGUGUGUUUAUACUUAGACAUGUGUUCAUAAUAUUGUGUUCAUUGAAGUGUUGCGUUACAAAGCAGACUGUGUUAAAAAACAGACUGUGAUUGAAAGAAUAUAGUGAACUUUACAAAAGUAAUUUGUUAACAUUACCAGAAAAUGUGAAGAAAGUGGUCAUAUGAUGUCAUAUUUGCACAUUGCAAUAUUCAGGUCUGUUGACAAGUGAUAUUUACCAUAACUGUGUUCAGAAAUUAAUCUCAGGAAAAUGUUGUUGUUUAUUUGCAUGUUAUUUUUUUUAUUUUCCCACCAUAUGAUAUGGUUAGGGGUACACUAGAAUCACAUUUUUGUUUGCAAUUCUCAGAUUUGAUAUUUUCAGACUUAACUUUAAAUAAACAUAAAAGAUGAA